UGUGGGGCGGGGGUCCCGCUCUGAUCCCCAUCCCGGCCCCGAGCCUGGACCCGGUCUUAGUCCUGGUCCUGCUCGCGAUCCCCGUCUUGCUCGAUCCCAGUCCUAGCCCCGAUCCCAGUUCCGGUCCUAGUGCUGGUCCCGGGCGUGUUUCCCGUCCCGCUGGUCGCUCGCCCCCUUCACCCCCGUACAGCUGAGGGCGGCGGGCGAGCCCCUGGGUGGGCUGGUGCUCCUCUGCCCCCCAAAAACACCCAAGGGAGCAUCCAGGGCUGGAUCGUGGGGAUUAGUGACCCUCUGAGGGCCGCCUGUGCGGUCAGUGGUGCCCCCCGAGAGCUUAAAGGGGGAGAUAAAUGGGGCAGGAGAUCUUUCUCCUUUUCAAUGCCUUUAUUAGAAAGAAUCAGCUCAGUUGGGGAGCAGCCGACGGAUCGCGCCCACGCCGCCGGUGCUCCCGGGAAUGGCACGGAGGAGGAGGAGGAUGAUAUAGCUUUGUCCGCUGGUCUGCAGGCAGAGCUGGGGAUUCCUCACGAGAGAUUAGGAAAUUCCCCUUUUUCGGCCGAACAUUCCAGGUCCUCUUUCUAGUUAAGACCUUUAGGUUAGGGUGAGAAGUAAAAGGAUCUUAGUAGAUACUGGAUUAAGUUCCUCAUCCUUAGAUGUCACUUAGGUCUCUUAAUUCCAUGCUGGCUCGUUGUUUUUAGGGUUUUUUUCCCUGAAACUUACAGGUGAAAUGCAUUCUCAUCUGCAUACUAACUCUGGUGUCACUCCCCUUCCCCUGCUGCCUGCGGGGUCUGGUAUCACCCCUGGCAAGCAUUAGAGGGGAGGAUGGCUAAUCACCAACAAUUAACAGGUAAUUGAAGAUGAACUCUUAAUAGGUGGCUGCAACAUGCAGGUAACCUUCAACUUAACAGCAAUUGGUUCAACUUCUUUUAACUUUGCAACCUUAAAAAAAAUUGAUAACUUUUUUAUUCAUAACAGGGUGGGGACGCUGGCCGUGGUCCCCGCUCAUGAGGGGUGCAGAGGUUUGAGGUGUCCCAAGGCAGAGAGAAGCCAGGCCGGUGGCACGGCUCUGGGCGGCGGUGAUGUGCUCGCGUCUCGCUUUGUUCUGCCCUGAUCAAAGCCACGCAGAUGGAUUUGUUCCGGUGACUUUCCGUUGUGUUGAGGGUCAGACAAACCUUUGACAGGAUGCUGGGAUUCCUGAAGGAGCCCGUUGUGGUCACUGCAAGGAUCAAUGUGAGCCUUGUGGCACUGACUGUGAUGGGAUUGAUCAGUCGUCUCUGGGGGCUUUGCUACCCACGGGCUGUGGUUUUCGAUGAAGUUUAUUAUGGCCAAUUUGUUUCACUCUACAUGAAGAGGAUCUUCUUUGUGGAUGACAGUGGCCCACCCUUUGGCCACAUGCUGCUGGCCUUGGGAGGUUACUUAGGAGGAUUUGAUGGAAACUUUCUGUGGAACAGGAUUGGAGCUGAAUACAGCAUGAAUGUUCCUGUGUGGUCCCUGCGACUCCUGCCAGCCCUGGCUGGUGCUCUCUGUGUGCCUUUAGCCUACCAGAUUUUGGUUGAACUGCACUUCUCCCACUGUGCUGCACUUGGAGCUGCUCUUCUGAUUCUCUUGGAGAACUCUCUGAUCACUCAAUCAAGGUUCAUGCUUCUGGAAUCAAUACUGAUUUUUUUUAUCCUGCUUGCAGUUUUGUCCUACCUGAAGUUCUACAAUUUGCAAAAGCACAGUGCCUUCUCUGGAAGCUGGUGGUUUUGGCUCUUGCUGACUGGAGUAGCCUGUUCUUGUGCAGUUGGAGUGAAAUAUAUGGGCCUGUUUACCUAUAUGCUGCUCUUGGCUGCUGCAGGACUCCACUUCUGGCACAUGAUAGGAGACCAGACCUUGUCAAACGUUUCCUUGCUGUGCCAUUUUCUAGCCCGGGCUCUGGCCCUCAUCAUCAUCCCCAUGGGGCUGUACCUCUCCUUCUUCUACGUUCACUUGGCUUUGCUCUAUCGCUCUGGGCCUCAUGACCAGAUCAUGACAAGUGCUUUCCAAGCCAGCCUAGAGGGUGGGCUGGCUCGGAUCACUCAGGGUCAGCCCUUAGAGGUGGCCUAUGGCUCUCAGAUCACCCUGAGGAACGUGCUGGGCAAGCCCAUGCAGUGCUGGCUCCACUCUCACACCAACACUUACCCCAUCAGGUAUGAGAAUGGCCGAGGGAGUUCCCAUCAGCAGCAGGUGACCUGCUAUCCCUUCAAGGAUGUGAACAACUGGUGGAUUGUCAAAGAUCCUGGAAUGCAGCAGCUGGUGGUGAGUAACCCCCCACGGCCCGUCAGGCACGGCCACAUCGUGCAGCUGGUCCAUGGCAUCACAACUCGCUACCUCAACACGCAUGAUGUUGCUGCUCCUCUUAGCCCCCACUCCCAAGAAGUUUCCUGCUAUAUUGAUUAUAACAUCUCCAUGCCAGCACAGAACCUCUGGAGAGUGGAAAUUGUAAAUCGUGAGUCUGACACGGAUGUGUGGAAGACAAUUCUGUCAGAAGUGAGGUUUGUUCACGUGAACACCUCUGCAGUGCUAAAGCUCAGUGGAGCAUCUCUGCCUGAGUGGGGAUACCGGCAGCUGGAGGUGGUUGGAGAGAAGCUGUCCAAAGGCUACCACCAGAGCAUGGUGUGGAAUGUGGAAGAGCACAGAUAUGGGAAAAGCCAAGAGCAAAAAGAGAGGGAAGUGGAACUCCACUCUCCCACACAGAUGGACAUCAGUAAAAACCUCAGCUUCAUGGCAAAGUUCACAGAAUUGCAGUGGAAAAUACUUACAUUAAAAAAUGAAGACACAGAACAUAAAUACAGCUCCUCUGCCCUGGACUGGAUCACAAUGGACACCAAUAUUGCCUACUGGCUCCACCCCACCUCGGGGGCCCAGAUCCACCUCCUUGGGAAUGUUGCCACCUGGGUUUCAGCUAAUGCUGCUGCUCUGCUUUACCUGUGUCUGUCCCUGUGGUACUUGCUGCGGCGAAGGAGGAAGAUCUACGACAUCCCUGAAGAUGCCUGGCAGCUCUGGAUGUCAGCGGGAGGCAUUUGUGGUGGAGGCUGGGCUGUGAAUUACCUGCCCUUCUUCCUGAUGGAGAAAACACUUUUCCUGUACCACUACCUGCCUGCUGUCACAUUCCAGAUUCUCCUGAUUCCUGUGGUACUGCAGCAUCUCAGCGAUCAUCUCUGCAGAUCUGUGCUGCUCAAGAGCAUGUUCAGUGCCCUGGUUGCAGGCUGGUUCUCCUCGGUGUACUUUGUGUACUGCACCUUCAGCCCCGUGACCUACGGGCAGCCUGCACUGUCCCUCCCUGAGCUCAAGGCCCUGCGCUGGAAGGACACCUGGAACAUCCUGAUCAGAAAGCAGUGACCACUCCAGCCUGGUACAGCAAAGGGAAACACCUCUUGUGCAAAGCCAAGGAUUUAUUGUUAGAAUCAUGGAAAUCUUAACAGUCACUUCAGGUAUUUUGUAGUAGUCCAGGUCUAAUGGUUACAGGAGAAAAUAAAGGAACGCUGUUACAGAAAAGGACUCAACAGUAAUACAGCUGUUGUGAGCACAGCUCCCAGUUUCUGCCCCUCUUGCAUUCACCCCUCACUGCCCCUCAGGGUGUGAAGGCUGCUGACUUCAGUCAACAGCAUCCCAACUCCUUUGCUGGGAAGAGCUGCAACAAUUUCUUCUCUUUCCUGGAAAUACAGUGGUGGUUUCUUCCUUCUGGCACUCCACUGCACUUAGGGCUAUUUCAUGUGUUUCCUAUCACUGUGGUCUACAAUCCCAUUAUAGACUUACUAAAAAUGGACUCUCACCAACACAUCAGAUACUUUUUUUCUGUUUUCUUUGUUAUGCCUGAAACCCAGGUUUUCCCUUUCUAAAGCUUGCUCAUCUUUAACAAUCAGUAACUGGCCCUGCGGCCUUACAGCAUCAUUCCAUGACUCUGUUCCUCAACAAUGCAUUAUUUGCCCCCAACUUCCAAUGCUCUGCUAUCAUUUCUAUUUCUGUAAAUACAGCAUUAAGCUACAUUUAUAAAUAGUUCAUUCUGCAUAGAAUAAUGACUUGUUACUAUUAUCUAUUUAUAAUCAUCUGACAUAAGCAUCACUUUUAAGAAGAUAAGCAAAAUAAAAAGAUAUUAAAAGUUGCUGUUACAGCUAAAGAAGGCUUCAGGCAAGCCAGGAACUGAGCCAAAGCCAGAAUAAUCCUUUGGCCAUGUGGCACUAAUGUGAAGCCUGAGGCCUGCUACCAGCAGUGGCAGUAUUGCCAUUACACCUCACAUCCCAUGGGAAAAGAACUCUGGGCAGGAUAGGACUGAUCCUGCUGACAGGGAAACCUGCUCCAGCUUGUGCACAUGGGUUCAGGGUGAAAACACUGAAACCAGCCCAUGGCCUGGCCUGCACCAGCAGAGAAGGCAGAGGUAAAGCACUGGGGACUCAGUGGGGAGUUUGUGAUGGCUCUGUCCAGGUGUCUGGGCAGGGCUGUAGUACCUGGGCCACAUUCCAUUGCUGUAUCUCCACGUGGCUGCAGCAGCAGGUCCUGCAGGGCAGCACAAAGCUGCCAGAGCAGCAUUCCCUCACCCCAGGGGCUGUGCAGUUCCUCACUGCUCUAAACAAUUCUAUUCAAGGCUCCCCCACCCCCUGAGGAAGGUAUGAUCCAACACCACAGUCAUUCAAAGUAGGUUUUAGUGACUAUUUUGCUCCUGCUGGAAUCAGCCCUGAGAGCUAAUGCUUCAGUGCAGUAGCUCAUGCUCUAAGUCUGUCACCCUGAGCUAGAGAGCACCCAGCAGCAGUCAGGAAAUGCUCUGCCUUCUCCUGGGCACUGCAGAAGUACCAGAGACACCAAGCCUUCACCCCCUUCCAAGGCUGAAAAGACUACAGGGAUGGAAGUGCAGACUGCAUUUCUUAAGUUUGGGGUUUUUUUUUCUCUAAAUUUUCAGCCACAACAAAACCAAAGGUAACAAUUCUGAGUUAAGGAAAGAACUGAGUAUAAGAGGCCCUCCAGCAGUGUUCCUUUCUGUGCCUUUUUGCUGGCAUAGUGAAUGUACCAAAAUUACCUUUUAUAAAAAUGGUCAUUUCUGAUCACUUUUAAUUUAUUUAUUAGCCAAAGUAACACACCCACAACCAACACAGCCAAGCCCUGCUUUUAGAAAA
This is a messenger RNA of Passer domesticus (house sparrow), 5123 nucleotides long. It is a transcript of the gene POMT1, whose product is annotated as protein O-mannosyltransferase 1. Gene Ontology annotation, cellular component: membrane; endoplasmic reticulum. Gene Ontology annotation, molecular function: dolichyl-phosphate-mannose-protein mannosyltransferase activity. Bases 1177 to 3354 code for a protein of 725 amino acids. The record is from RefSeq and is a predicted model, not a curated record. Gene Ontology annotation, biological process: protein O-linked glycosylation via mannose. The transcript is spliced from 21 exons. NCBI's taxonomy places the organism in Eukaryota, Metazoa, Chordata, Aves, Passeriformes, Passeridae.